CUGCUAUCCAAUAUCAGUUUAAUUCGCCUGUCAACCCUCGAUUAAGAAAUCCAAAAGUGGGCCGUAUCGACAAGCUGCUGUAGCAUUUGAGAAGUGGAAAAAGAAAGUGAGCAGUGACUCAGUCAGAUCAGCUCACAACCCUCGCCCUGCCUCUCAACGCUUGACGCAUAUUUAUCUACAUCCCCCCCCCGCCUUUACUUGUCUCGGCUUGCGGUUUGGCUUGGUGAUGGACGAAGUAACUAAGCCCGCAGUGGCCGGCGGCUCACUCGUGCGGCCAUGCACAAAGUGCUGGGCCCAGGAAGCGACUCUCGAUAGCAGAUCUCAUGCUGUGUGCAGGGACUGCUUCGCCAAGUUCAUCUCGACCAAGUGCAUCAAGCAGAUCGCCAUCCUCGGCAAAGAAACGCGGGCGCCGGGCGGGCCCCCGGCGGCCAGCAGCACUGGCGCCAGCACCAGCCCCCGGCGGUACCUACUGGGCCUGUCGCUGGGCGUCUCGUCGUCGGUCCUGCUGCACCUACUGAACGAGAACGUCGAGUUUCAGCUGGCCAAGGGCCGCAACGCCCCGUUCGAGCUCACCGUCGUGCACAUCGACGUCUCGUCCAGCCUCGUCCCCACAUCCACAUCCACAUCCACAUCCACAUCCACAUCUACAUCUACAGCAUCAGCACCGGCAGCAGCUCUAGAGAAAUACCGCCAGCGCUACCCGCGCUUCGACUUCCAGUGCGUGCCGCUGAGCGCCAUCUUCGGCCUGCGCACUGUUGACUGGUCGAAGCUGCCGGACGUGCAGAACAUCAACACCACGGCCCCCUCACCACCAUCACAGGACCAGAACCAGCAGCAAGAGCAAAAGCUGCGGCAGCUCUUUGACGGCCUCGCGUCGGCGGCGGCGCGCACCGACGUGCUGCGGCUGCUGGUGCGGCACGUGCUGGUGGCAGCGGCGCGCGACGGCGGGUGCCAGGCGCUGCUGCUGGGCCACAGCACGACGGCGCUGGCCGAGCUGACGCUGGCCGAGACGGCCAAGGGCCGCGGCUUUGCGCUGCCGUGGCUGGUCAACGACGGGCUGCUGCCGGUUGUCGAGUACGAGUACCAUGACAGUGGAACAGCCGCUGCAGCAAGGAACAGCGAUGGUCCUGCCGCUACCGCUGCAAGCAUGCUGGUCUACCACCCGCUGCGCGACGCGCUGCGCAAGGAACUAGUGACGUACGCGACGCUGACGGCGCCGCCGCUGACAGCGCUGAUCUCGGACGCGCCCGACGCGGCCGUCGCCACCUCGUCAAACGGUGGGAACGGGGCCGGAGCGGUGGUGUCGCACAAGGACCUCAGCAUCGAGGAGGUCAUGGUGCGGUACUUUGCCGAGGUGGAGACCAACUACGCGUCGGUGGUGGCUAACGUGGCGCGGACGACGGGCAAGCUGGUGCGGCUGGACAACAACGGGACCGGCACCGGCGAGGACGGCAACGGCGCGAGAUGCGGCCUGUGCGGCAUGCCGCUUGACGAGCAAGGCGACGAGCGGUGGCGGGGCGAGCUCGGGGAGGCCAAGGAUGACCAGUUGUUGUCGUCGUCGGGCCGGAUAUGCUAUGGCUGUGAGCGGUCUACCCGGGGAUAAAUAGAUAGUAGACCUAGGGUAGGGUUUCUAGACAUUGUAAUGAAACACAAAAGAGCACUUCCAGCGAAC
Molecule: messenger RNA, 1672 nt
Organism: Lasiosphaeria miniovina
Lineage: Eukaryota; Fungi; Ascomycota; Sordariomycetes; Sordariales; Lasiosphaeriaceae
Exons: 2
Coding region: 227-1603 (458 amino acids)
Biological process (GO): tRNA wobble position uridine thiolation
Cellular component (GO): cytosol
Molecular function (GO): sulfurtransferase activity; tRNA binding
Source: RefSeq, a predicted model, not a curated record